AUGCGCCCCUGUACCGCCUCCUCAUGCUGCUGCCAGGCCCGUAAUCUGCCAUGGGCCCCCGUACCGACUCCUCAUGCUGCUGCCAGGCCCGUAAUCUGCCAUGGGCCCCUGUACCGCCUCCUCAUGCUGCUGCCAGGUCCAGAGUGUGUCAUGGGUCCCUGUACGGCCUCCCAUUGCUGCUGUCUCUAUCGCCACACUCUGCCAUGUGCCACUUUCAGGUCUCCUCACACUGCUGGUGGUUUCCAUUUUUGUCAUAGGGUGCUGUAUGGCCUCCCAUUGCUGCUGCCUCCACCGCCACACUGUGGCUCCACACUCUGGUUUUGGCCCCGUGACUGCCCAAAUGAGUGAAGUGUGCGGUGAUUCUAAGAUCGACGGCACUCAUCUGCAUGUCAUACUGACUGACAGUAUUAUUUUCUCUUCCCCAGCAGACUCCAAGGGCAUUUAAAUUAAAGGUACAGUGUUCAGCACUAAUAUUA
Messenger RNA from Staurois parvus, 476 nucleotides. Lineage: Eukaryota; Metazoa; Chordata; Amphibia; Anura; Ranidae. The record is from the annotation of a GenBank genome assembly.